GCACGAGAGAGACCAGCGGCAAUCAAACGGGAAAAGUCUCUGACAAUGAGGGCAGAAGACGACAGUGAGGCCAGGUCCACAAGCGUCGCCUCUGAUGGUGGAAGUGGCGACGGAGACGAGAGCGGACGCCCAGGGAAAAAGAAGAAGGCUAAUCGAGCUUGCGCAGCUUGUCAGAAGGCACACCUGACCUGCGAUGAUGGUGAGUGACAUUGUUCGUUCGCAAGUAAGCAAUACUGACCAAGUCGAUCAUUUGGACUCAUCAGCACGGCCAUGUACAAGAUGUUUGAAAAAGGGAAUGGGAGCACACUGUACGGAUGGGAAGAGAAAGAGAGCUAAAUACCUGCUGGAUGAAGAAGAGCUAGAAGCAGUCAAAGCGAGAGAGAAGGCCGAGAAAGAAUGGAAAGAUCAGAUGGCACUAUCCUCCGCGGCCCGCCAAGGGAAUUACCGGCGUCAGUCAACUUCGGCGUCUGGCCCUCCCCCCUUUGUCGACGGCAACGGAGCCCAGUCUCCGAACAAAGUUCCACCUGUGGCAGGCUCACAGCUUUUCGGUCCUGCCGGCAUGUUCGCUGGAGAAGCAGCAAACAUUGGUGGGCUCAAUACGCUGCCUACACCACCGCAUGCCUUCGAGUCAGAAGCUACGUCUCUGGAGUACUCGAUCUUGAGCGCAAUGCUCAAUGGCAUCGAUCCAAGUCUCCUAUCUGGCAGUCCAGACCAGGAUGGUACGUAUGGCUCCUCAUUCACAGAGGGGCAAGACCCAGCAAUGACCCCUGGAGUCUCUGGUGGACUUGACCUCAAGAACUUCUUCGAGACUAGCGGCACGAACCUUCCUAGUGUCGGUAUGGCAACCGACCAGUCGUCACAUUGGCUACUUGAUGUCCAGCCGCAGAACGGCGGAGUAUGGGCUUCUGCGUCAUCCUCUUCGACUCCAUUCGCGAGCUCAUCAGCAGCUGGAUACAGCAAUGACCCAAGCAAACAGCAGGCCGAAUCUAUUGGCCAGCUUCAUGCCAUCGGUGGCAACGAUCCGAAUGCCGCCGCGGGCGAGGUUGGCUCAGGGGGCUUCAAGGCUCUCGAAGUCCCGUCGCCUUCGCCGUCAUUAGGGUCCGUCCAGCGGUUGGGCUUUGAGGAUGGCUUUGCAAAUAGCAACUCUCCCGACGUAGGUGGCCGUACUGGCGGUCAGCUCGAUGGAUCUGCAUCGCAGCAGGGCCUCCCUACCGGGCAAGCCAACAACGUGGCAGUCGUCAGGGGCGGGGCCACUUACAAUGGACCAGACUUGCAGAUGCUGGAAGCCCAAUGGAGGGAGAGGGUGAACCAGAUCUAUGGCUCGACCGCCAAGCCGUUUCCUUAUACCGAAGGCUAUCACUUCCUUCUCAAAUUUGUCACCGAGAAGUUCGAGAAGGCGGAAGUGCUUCGCAUCGUCCGAGCCCUUGGUCUCUUUCGACCGAGUUUGAUCGCACUGCAGAUGCCUCUGACCGAAGAAGAUGAGAUCUUCGUGGAGAGAAGCAUACAGAGGACCGUCCUCGAGCUUGAGAAGCUGGUGAGUGCAUCAGCAGACAUCCUGCCCCACUGCGCGAGCUGACAAGUUGAGCUUUUGUCGACCUGCUCUACAGAUCUCCUUCUCGGGGACACCUACGGUCGUCUGGCGGCGUACCUGCGAGAUUUGCGUGGUUGGGUCGGAGUUCUCCAUGCUGACAGGGUGGUCUCGAGACACUCUCCUUGGCAGGCGGAUCUACGAGUUCUGGGACAAGAACUCGACGCUCGAGUAC
Molecule: messenger RNA, 1763 nt
Organism: Microstroma glucosiphilum
Lineage: Eukaryota; Fungi; Basidiomycota; Exobasidiomycetes; Microstromatales; Microstromataceae
Exons: 1
Coding region: 410-1576 (388 amino acids)
Biological process (GO): cellular response to starvation
Cellular component (GO): nucleus
Molecular function (GO): DNA-binding transcription factor activity; RNA polymerase II transcription regulatory region sequence-specific DNA binding
Source: RefSeq, a predicted model, not a curated record